Messenger RNA from Heterobilharzia americana, 300 nucleotides. Lineage: Eukaryota; Metazoa; Platyhelminthes; Trematoda; Strigeidida; Schistosomatidae. The record is from the annotation of a GenBank genome assembly.
AUGUCUGGUCUUGGAUCUCCGUAUAUUUGCAAGAAUACUCGACAAGAAAAAGGGAAGAACAACAUAUUAAAGAAUUUUGGAUUUCUUGUCCCUCAUAUAACUGAGUUUGAAUAUGAGUUGCAGGAACUUUUAGUCGAAAUCGAUAUGCUUAUCGAGAAAAAGAAAGGUGACUGGGAGAAGGACUUACAUAACCUAGAAGAAAGGUUGGCAACCAAAGUAGCCGAGAACAAUAGGCUGCAACAUCUCGUGAAUGAAAAAGAUGAAGAAUUGAAAAUGCUUUUGUGCGCCUUAACUUGGUAG